This is a messenger RNA of Melospiza georgiana, 1147 nucleotides long. It is a transcript of the gene FUT7, whose product is annotated as fucosyltransferase 7. Gene Ontology annotation, molecular function: alpha-(1->3)-fucosyltransferase activity. The transcript is spliced from 2 exons. Gene Ontology annotation, cellular component: membrane. The coding region runs from base 104 to 1147 and encodes 347 amino acids. Lineage: Eukaryota; Metazoa; Chordata; Aves; Passeriformes; Passerellidae. The record is from RefSeq and is a predicted model, not a curated record.
UGCCCCAGCCCAGCAGCACUCAGGCAGACGAAGCUGGCACCUCGCACACCUCUGCCACAGUGUCAGCUCUGUCAUCCGACGAGGCGAUAGCCAACCCACCAGCAUGCCCUGGGCAUUGCUGCUGAGAUGGUCACCCUGGGGACGGCCUGGUGUGAAAGCCUUGGUCGCUGCUGGGGUGUUUGUAACCACGCUCUGGAACUUGAGGUUCUUCCUCGACCCCUCCAAGGGCUCUGGAAAAGUGUCUAAACACAGGGAGCCAUUGAUGAUCCUAGUGUGGGAAUGGCCCUCCAAGCAGGUCCCCAAUGUCAGCAGAGACGUGUGCCAUGAGCUGUACAGCAUCACAGGCUGCCAGCUGACCACAGAGCGGCAGCUCCUGCACCAGGCCCAUGUGGUGGUGUUCCCCCAUUCCAGGCUCCAGCCUGGCCGGGACAAACUACCCAAGGAGAGGCUGCCAGGGCAGAACUGGGUAUGGGUGUCCCUGGAGUCCCCCUCCAACACUAGAGCUCUAGCAGCAUGGAACAAGACCUUCAACUGGGUGAUGACCUACAGACAGGAUUCAGACAUCUUCAUCCCCUAUGGCAAGCUUGUGCCCAACCGGUCAGCCACUGUGAACAUCCCUGCAAAGACCAACUUGGUGUCCUGGGUUAUCAGCAACUACCACAGGACUCAGAAAAGAGCCGAAGUCUACAAAAACCUCUCCAGGUACCUCCAUGUGAAUAUAUAUGGGAAAGCAAACAACAAGCCCCUCUGCAAGGACUGCCUCUUGUCAACAAUAUCCAAGUCCAAGUUCUACCUGGCCUUUGAGAACUCCAUCCACCGGGACUACAUCACAGAGAAACUCUGGAGGAACUCACUGCUGGCCGGCACCGUGCCUGUGGUGCUGGGGCCAUCCAGGGCCAACUAUGAGCAGUUUGUUCCUGCAGACUCCUUCAUCCAUGUAAACGACUUUGGCUCCCUGGAGGAGCUGGCCACUUUCCUGAAGACCAUGAACUCCAGCCGCUACCGGCAGUUCUUUGCCUGGCAGAGGAGGUUCAGUGUGAAACUCUACACUGACUGGAGGGAGCGGAUGUGUGCCAUCUGCACAGCCUACCCCCGCCUGCGCCAUGGCCACCUCUAUCCUGACCUGCAGAGCUGGUUCAACUCCUAG